AUGCUUCUAUUCCACUCCAGUUUGAUAAUCACUCAAAAUAUCCCUGUUGAAAACGCGUCCCAACCAAAGAGCAUUUUCAUACUCGCCGGACAAAGCAACAUGGCUGGAAGAGGAGGUGUUACAGGUGAAACAUGGGACGGAUUUGUCCCUCCUCAGUGCCAACCCAAUCCCAGAAUCCUCCGGCUGAGUGUGGGGCUCCAGUGGGAGGUAGCCACGGAGCCUCUCCAUCGUGAUAUAGACACGGGAAAGCUCUGCGGGGUUGGGCCCGGGAUGGCCUUCUCCAACUCGGUCCUCGAGAUAGACCCGGGUAUAGGGGUGGUGGGCUUGGUCCCCUGCGCUGCCGGGGGGACCAACAUAACAGAGUGGAGGCGGGGCAGACCUCUGUACAAUCGGGUAUUGAGGCGGGCACAGGCAGCGUUGCACGGUGGAGGCGGCCUUAUCCGGGCCCUUCUCUGGUACCAGGGCGAGAGUGACACAGGGACCCACCAGGAUGCUGAAUUGUACAAGAGGAGGUUGGAAAAGUUUUUCCAGGAAAUUCGGUCAGAUUUGCUUUCUCCUUAUCUGCCCGUGAUCCAGGUGGCGUUGGCAUCAGGGGAAGGGCCUUAUGUAGAUGUGGUAAGAAGAGCACAGACCGAGAUUAGGCUUCCCAACGUGAGAUGUGUGGAUGCGAAGGGGCUGCAGCUGGAGGCUGAUGGGCUGCAUCUAAGCACGCUCGCUCAAGUCCACCUCGGUCGCAUCAUGGCUGAUGACUUUCUCAAAAUUACGGUUCCUCUUCCUGUGCAACGGACCAGUGCUGCCCCCAAGAGAUGGAUAGAAAAUUGA
Messenger RNA from Striga hermonthica, 822 nucleotides. The record is from the annotation of a GenBank genome assembly. NCBI's taxonomy places the organism in Eukaryota, Viridiplantae, Streptophyta, Magnoliopsida, Lamiales, Orobanchaceae.